This is a messenger RNA of Mirounga angustirostris (Northern elephant seal), 6268 nucleotides long. It is a transcript of the gene CPLANE2, whose product is annotated as ciliogenesis and planar polarity effector complex subunit 2. Lineage: Eukaryota; Metazoa; Chordata; Mammalia; Carnivora; Phocidae. Bases 9 to 962 code for a protein of 317 amino acids. The record is from RefSeq and is a predicted model, not a curated record. The transcript has 10 exons. Gene Ontology annotation, molecular function: GTPase activity; GTP binding.
CUCCGCACAUGCGCCUCAAGCACCCGCGCCUGGGCGGGCGGCGGGCUCCGAAGCCGGAUCCCCGCAGGGCGGAAGCAAGCCGAGCGGGCUGGGCUUUUAAAGGGACCAGCUCCGCCCGGGCCCGUUCGCCGACGGGACCUGCUGAUGCGUUCUGCCAUCUCUCUACCCUGUCGGGGCGCCCAGCCAUGGCCAGACCACCUGCCCCGGGCUCGGUGAUUGUUCCAGACUGGCACGAGAGCGCCGAGGGCAAGGAGUACCUGGCCUGCAUCCUGCGCAAGAACCGCAGACGGGUGUUUGGGCUGUUGGAGCGACCAGUGCUGCCCCCACCCGUGGCCAUUGACACAGCCAGCUACAAGAUCUUCGUGUCUGGCAAGAGUGGCGUGGGCAAGACAGCCCUGGUGGCCAAGCUGGCUGGCCUAGAGGUACCCGUGGUACACCAUGAGACCACUGGCAUCCAGACCACCGUGGUAUUUUGGCCAGCCAAGCUGCAGGCCAGCGACCGUGUUGUCAUGUUCCGCUUUGAGUUCUGGGACUGUGGGGAGUCUGCACUCAAAAAGUUCGAUCACAUGCUGCCGGCUUGCAAGGAGAAAACAGAUGCUUUCCUCUUCCUCUUCUCCUUCACUGACCGUGCCUCCUUUGAAGACCUCCCUGGACAGCUGGCCCGAGUAGCAGGCGAGGCCCCUGGUGUUGUCAGGAUGGUCAUUGGCUCCAAAUUUGACCAGUACAUGCAAACAGAUGUGCCUGAGCGGGACCUCACAGCCUUCCGGCAGGCCUGGAAACUACCCCUCCUGCGGGUGAAGAGUGUGCCAGGCCGGCGGCUGGCAGAUGGACGCACACUGGAUGGGCGGGCUGGGCUGGCUGACAUUGCCCACGUGCUCAAUGGCCUGGCAGAACAGCUGUGGCACCAGGACCAGGUGGCAGCUGGCCUGCUCCCCAACACCUCUGAGAACACCCCCAGCUGAUCACUAGUCCCAACCCUCAGGUGACCCAAGGCAGAGGGCAACACCCAGGUCCUAAGGCUGAGGCAGGAAUAUGGAUCUCAUCCUGAGGACUGGCCAGAGGGGCUGCCAGGAGGAUGGUGUCCUGAGAAGCCUCCUGCCCCAGCAGCGCCUUCCUGGCAGAAUUCAUGGCAGUGAGAUGGGGACGCAAGGCUCUUGGGGUCAGUGGUCUGAGGGCAUCUGGGUGCCCCCUGGCCUUCUCCUUCUGACCUGGGUAGUCUAGGCUCUGGAAGCUGAGGAACUGUAGGGGCAGGGCCCCAGGGCUCAAGCUUCUCCCCCAACUGCCUGCUGUCCUCCCAGAGAGGGUGAGUGGGAAGAGGGGCUGUCCCAGCUGGGCCCUAGACCUCAAGUGACUUCAAUCAAGAGCCUGUAUUAGUCGAGGUAACACCAUCUGCUGUACCAGAUAAACCCUGAAAUCUCGGUGGCUUAACUCCAUGGAAGUUUUUUCCUUGCUCUGUCUCACCUCAGGUGUAAGUGAAAGGUGGGCCUGGGGGCUCUGGGGAAUGAACUCAUGCAGAGACCCUGACUCUGAGGUCUUUAACACAUGGCUUCCCAGUUUGCCCUGGGGCAUCAACCUCCAGUCAGCGGACUGGGAAUGAGUGCAAGUGGAAGGUUACCUAGGAGGUUUCCGAGGACCUGGCCUCUGCCCACCUUCCAUUGGCCAACACGUGGUCACAUGGUUACAUGGAGCUGCAGGGCAUGCUGGGAAAUGUAGUCCACCAUCGUGUUGAGGAGGCGAGCCCCCUCUCUGCAGUACCUUUCUCCAUCGUGAAGGUGUCAGGCUGAGCUUAGGACAGGGGCCCCGCCAACUUGGGGAAUCAGAAAGCUCACUACACAGGGCCAGGGACUGGACCAGGUGGGGUCAGGGAGUGAGUUGCCCUGUUGGGCAGCUCUACCCGUGGAAAGCCCGCAAGAGUGAACUUGUCCAUUCUUGUGUCUCCCAUCUGCCCCAUCUACCAGACAGGCUAAAGUCUGCGGGCGGGGGGUGCUGAUGAAGAGGGCCUUUAUGCGUUCUGACACCCCCAAUGGUGGGCUGAGGCCUGGCCUGAGUCUGAGCCAGCUGGAGGGGCCUGGGGGCCCAGGUGUGUGACCCCAGGAGCCACCUGACCCUUGAGGCCCCUCUUGAGAAGGCAGCGCCGGCAGCUCUGUGCACCCCAUACUCAGCAUGCAUGAUCACAUUCUAGCACUUGUUCUAAAACACUUUCCUCCACACAUCUACAUACGCCUGCUGGCACACACAGGAGGUUCGUACCUCCCCACUCUGGCUCACACCCCGGGGCACCCUGAUUGCCUGCACGGCGUCUACCAUGUCUGCCUCCCUGGGCACUACCCAUAGGUUCGUCACCCCUUCCAGGGCCUAAAGGACUGACUUUAGCAUCUUCUUACCCCCAACUCUGGUUCAGAGCUGAGACCUGAGCCUAUCCCAUGCCGCAGAGAAGGAAUGUCCCUGGGCAGGACCCCAUGCCUCACAGUGGCACAGCUGGUAGGUUAGCUUCCACUCCUGGGCUGGAGACCUUCCCACUGUCGGCUUCCUCUGCUCCUGGGCAGUGGGUUCAGGCCGUUCUCUGUUUUUAGCUCCAGCAGACCUUACCCCAGCAGGAAAUAGCAAAGCUUGGGAGUGGGACCCCAGGUAGCCUCUGGGCCUGAAUGUGACCCCUCCCCCCAGCUACCCAUACCUGUGUUGUGAGCACCAGCGACCCCCUGUCCAGCCAGUUAUCUCUGGGCUGGAAGCUCCCCCAGAAAGGAAGCUUCUGCAUCCUUCUUGGGCACCAGCUCUGCACCAGCAGGCCGGUUUUCUCCUGGUUAGCCCCGUUCCCAUCAGAGAAUCACCCUGUCACCCUCCUUCACCCCAAACCAAGAGGUGAACAAUUCCCUUUGCUGUUUUCCUGUGUAAGGACAAGAUCGGGAGGGUAGUGGGCCUGGGACUUGGAAGCCCAGCCGCCUGCCAUCCCAGCCCCACUUUCUCAGCCCCUGCGAGCCCUGCCCCUGUGCCACUUCAGCCUACUACUCCACGGUAGUGCAGAACUGGGAGCCCGAGGGAGGAAGGAACCGCGAACCAUUAUUGUAAUAGCCGGUGGCUGGGCCCACAGUGUGUGUUCUGGGCAGGGUCACAUGGAGAACCAGAAGCAUGUGUGGACACAUAUGAGUGGAUUCAGGCCAGCUUUGUGGGCCUGCCACGUGGGACACCACAGAUUAUGCAGCAGGUCCUGUGUGUGUUGUCCAGGGAGAGGGUCUGGGCUCCAGAUAAAGCUCCCCUCUCAGGGCUUGGAGACAGAGGCCGCUUCAGUGAAGUUGUUGCAAGGCCAUGAAGAAGUUGCCUUCCCCCUGCUUUGGUGCCCCAAAUUCCACCAUUAGAUCACAAUAGCUCAAAGGCAAAUACCUCUCUACUCACCCCACCCCUCCAUGGGUCCCGAGGCUCUGUGGAAGGAAGGGGUAGUGACUAUGCUCCAGACUGGUUCAGGGGUGGGCCUUGACUUGGACCUUUGGGAAAAGGGUAGCCAUGCUUGCUGCUCAGGGCCCUGGAGCCACUGAACUUUGGGGCUCUGGAGGGAAGCCUGUAGGAGGAGGGACCAUCUCCUGAGGUGAGGGUGGGGGUGGGCUGUGCUGUGGUCCAGCCCUGCUGCUGAUGUUCCCAGUCUGGACUUAGCAGCCCGCCCCCUUCCUUACCCCAAACAGGCUCUCAAGGAGUCCUAACCCCCUUCCCUACAGAUGGGGAGUGCCAUGGACUGACUGUGUCCCUCCCAAAUUUAUAAUUUGAAAUCCAAAUCCCUAAUGCGAUGAUAUUAGGAGCCUUUGGGAGGUGAUUAGCUCUUGAGGGCAGAGCCUCAUGCAUGGGAUCAGUGCUCUUAUGAAAGAGACCCCACAGAGCUCUGUAGCCCCUUCUACCCAGUGAAGACACAGAAAGUGCAGUCUCCAAACCAGGGAAGAGGGUCCCCAAGGACCCUGCUGGUGCCUUGAUCUUGGAUUUCCUGCCUUCAGAGCUGUGAGAAACAAAUUUCUGUUGUUUAUAAACCACCCAGUCUGUGGUAUUUUGUUAUAGCAGCCUGAACAGACUUAGAGAAGCUGAGGUCCAGAGAGGGACAGGCAUUUGCCCAAGGUUGCAGAGCCACGAAGCAGCUCCGAUGCUCUCAGCCCUAGGCACUCCCCUCCCUUGAACCCCUCCCCCCAUCCCCUAAUGCUGUCUUGGGGUCCAGCUCCUCACAGGCCCUCCUCUCUUGGUCCUCCCAGCUUUUCCAGCUGUGAAGCCUGGGGCUGCCCAUAGGAAGGGAAUACUGGCACCUCCUGGCACCUCCUUCCUCCCUUUCCUUCCCUUUUUCUCCUCCCCGCUCCCUUCCCAGGCCACACUGAGCUGGUCAGUGACAAGUUCUUCCCUCUGCCAGCCAAAUCUGGCUGGGCACCUGGGCAACUGGGAGGACCCCUGGCAAGGAACCUGGCCCCAGGAUAAGGAAGGGGAUCCAGGAACCCACCUGCAAAGGCUACUGGGCCCAGGCCAAGUCCAGGGUGGGGGUGGGCUUUUCCUGUCUUGCGGUGGAUCGUCUUACUACCGGGGCAGCCUGGUGCCAGCUGUAAUCCCCAUGUGCCAGGCACAGGCUUGGGGGGGAGUGAAGUGCCCAGACGGAGGAAGGAGGCUCAGGGGCCCAGGACAAGUUGGAGCUGUGUGGAGCCAAAUUCCGAGGGGGCCAAGCUGCGGGUGGGGAGUGAAGGGUGGGUGGGUGGGGGGGUGGAGGUUGUCCCCUCCCUGUGACCUCAGACCCAGAGGCUGGGGCAGUGGGGGUGGGGGAAGCUGGUGUUCAACUCUAUUCUAGAAAGUAGGGGUGGAUCCUGGGAGCAAAGAUGACUGAGGCUGGGGGUGGGGAGGGCGUCCAGAAGGAAGGUGAAGGAGAACUAGGACCUCCGACCAUUCACUUUAAUUCCUGUGUGUUCGUCUGUAAAAUGAAGAUAACAGCCCCCGCUUCUUGGAGUUGUAAGUAAAUGUGUGUAAAAUGUUCAGCGCAGCACCAGGCACCAAGGCAGGGGCACAAUAAACGUUGGCUAUUAUCUUCCCCGUUGUUCUUACGGUAGUGGUGGCCGCUCUUGGGCUGAGCGCGGCUGGAGAGGAGGGAGACGGUCCGGGUCGGGUCGUCGGGUCGGCACACGGGCUGCUGCACGCAGCCCAGCUGGGGGCGACCGAGAACCGGGAAACUCCCGGCACCUGCCCUGCGCCUGCGCCGGGCUCCGCGCCCCCUCACUCCCGUCUGCUGAGCCCAGGACCGCGAUGGCACCGAGGACAAGGACCUGGACGACGACCAUCUCUGCGCGUCCCGCGUCAGCAUUUGUGCCUCAGAAUCCAGGGGCAACCUUUUCCGCGGCGGGAAAACCGCACUCGGUGGCGGUCUAUAGGGAGCAGAAACGCACAGAUAUGGCCAUUGCCUGUCUGCUGGCCGAGGGAGUCUACCCUGCAGCCUUCCCACUGCAUGAAGUGGAGAAGACACAAGCUCAGCUCUCUUCCACCGCUGUGGCAUCAGGAGGGAAUACAGCCCUCCCUCCUUUCAUGUGCCUAGGGCCCCUGUGAACUGCCCAGGUAUCAGGUGCCUGGUGCAGACCCCAACCCUCGCCAACUGCUGUGCUCAUACUGGGCCUGCUGGAAAUGCUAGCACAAGCACCAACCCCUGUACCUUGUAUGAGAGUGCUUUGGGGAGACGGUGGCCAUCUACUUUGGCUAGGGGAACCUCACCCUCUUCUACUGGAAGCUGCUGGCCGUGCGUCUGGGCUUCAUCGUCGCCUUCGAGCACGUGGUGGUCUCCGUGCGCCUCCUCGCCUGGCUCGUGCCCGACGUUCCAGCAGCCCUGGUUACCAAAAUAAAGCGCGAGCGCUAUCUGGCCCUGCAGAAGCCUGCGGACUCCGGGGAGGCGCUGCUUUAGGGCCAGCCUAUUCAGCCUGACCAAGCCAUGCUUCCUGUCCUCUGCAGCAGGGGCGCUGUCCCCGGAGCCCAGGACCAGGCGCGAGUGAGGCGGGACUGCCCUUCAAGAACCCUAGGUUCCCCAGAUGCUUCCUUCCAUUUGGGGUCCUCUGCCUCUGGCCGGGGGUCUGGGCAGUACCUUGGCCAGCGACCCCAAGGUCGGCCUCGGAACUGGGGUGAGAGGAUUAGAGCAUUAAAGCUCUCUGAAGACCGCUAGUCCUGCAUUGCCUCCCUCUCCCUGUCCCCGUCUCCUGCUCUGUGUGCAGUGCUGGCAAUAAACCUCUCUCUGCCCCCCAGUGUGCCACCUGUCCAUGGACACCUGGUUUCCACA